GAGGAUAAGAAAAGGAAGCGUACAGAAAGAGUGGAGAAAGAAGACCAGAGCUCAUCCCUCAUAGAAGACCCUCCUGUGAAAGCAAAGAAAGCCAGAAAGAAGGAACAUUCAGAAGACCAGAGCUCACCCAGCAUAGAAGACCCUCCUGUGAGAGCAAAGAAAGCCAGAAAGAAGGAACACUCAGAAGAUCAGAGCUCACCCAGCAUAGAAAAGCCUCCCGUGAAAGCAAAGAAAGCCAAUAAGAAGGAAUUUUCAGAAGACCAGAACCCACCCAACAUAGAAGAACCUCCUGUGAAAGCAAAGAAAGCCAGAAGGAAAGAACAUUCAAAAGCAGAGAAGAAACUGUCAGACAGGGAGAAUGCCUUGGAGCAAGCAGAUGAAGAGGAGGGUCAGAAACAGUUUCAAAACAAAGUGAAGCAAAAGCCAAGGGCUCCUCAGGCUAUCACCAAGAGUGGUGUUAAUGCAGCUACAGGCACUGCUGCAAAACAAGGAAAGGGAGAGAAAGUGGUUGAUGAAAAGGAAAACAGAAGAACUGUGUUUGUUGGAAACUUGCCUGUUGACUGUACUGUGCAGAAACUGAAAACUCUUUUCAAAAAGUAUGGACCAAUCAAAUCCAUUCGCUUCCGGUCUCUGGUUCCAGCAGAAGAUACUUUGUCCAAAAAGUUAGCAGCAAUCAAGCGUAAGCUGCACCCUAAUGCCAAGUUUGUUAAUGCUUAUGUUGUCUUCAAGGAAGAAUGUGAUGCCCAGAAGGCUCUAAAGGAGAAUGGAACAGAAAUUGCUAGUGGAUUUCACAUCAGAGUCGACACUGCAUCUAGUAACGGUUCACAUGACAGUAAACGAUCUGUAUUCUUGGGAAAUCUCUCAUAUGACAUCCAGGAUGACACCGUGCGAGAGCACUUCCUUGUCUGCGGAGACAUCCUGGGAGUGCGAGUGGUGAGAGACAGGAGGACUGGCCUGGGGAAAGGCUUCGGCUACGUUCUCUUCGAGAACAGAGACGCUGUGCAGCUCGCCCUGAAACUCAAUGACUCCGUCUUGAUGGGGAGAAAGAUCCGAGUGCGGCGCAUUGGGGCCAAGAGGGAAGCACCACAGAAGGGUCCAGGCAAGUCUCGUGCUCCCAAGGACAGAGCUGGUACUGCAGCAAAACCCAAGAGCCACUGCAAGGAUUCCUUUGUUGGUGAAAAAGCGACCCCAUUGAAGAAGAGUGCCAAGCCAAAGAGACUUAAGACUAUCCCUAGGAAAAAAGCUGGGAAAAACAAACAGUCUUCUGGCAAAAAUCAAACAGGGAAAAAUGGUGAUUAG
Acanthisitta chloris (rifleman) is the source of this 1299-nucleotide messenger RNA. It is a transcript of the gene RBM34, whose product is annotated as RNA binding motif protein 34. Gene Ontology annotation, molecular function: RNA binding. The transcript is spliced from 9 exons. The annotation marks the transcript as partial. The record is from RefSeq and is a predicted model, not a curated record. Lineage: Eukaryota; Metazoa; Chordata; Aves; Passeriformes; Acanthisittidae.